AGGCCCCUGUAGUUCCUCCGCCUCAAGAGCGAGGAAGCGAUCAGGCAUGCACGCAGCUGCACAAGGACAGCUUGGCCCAUGCCAGCCCAUCUUCCCUGCGGCGGAUGUGGGCUUGGACGCGACAGAGCCUGUUGAGAUUGUGCUGCUGUCGGAGGAUCGGUCACAGCAGGCUGCCCAUAUCCUGCAAGAGCGGGGCCGGAAGUCGCGGCCCAUGCACAAGGCUCGGCAGAUCUUGGCCUGCGGUGACAAGAGCUCAUUGCCUUCUGAGGCCUCUUCCAGGCCGAGCCUCUCAGCAGUGCUGUCGGAGGUUCAGACCCGCCUCAGCCGCAGCAUCGUGCAGCGAGUGCCGCUACUCACCUGGACCCAGCAGAUCACCUGCAAGUCCCUGCGCGCCGACCUGAUCGCCGGCCUCACGGUUGGAGUCAUGGUCAUCCCGCAGAGCAUGUCCUACGCCAACAUUGCAGGACUGCCGUACAUCUACGGCAUGUACGCGGCGUGCGUACCCGCCAUGGUCUACGCCAUCUUCGGCCAGUCGCGGCAACUCGCAGUGGGCCCCGUGGCCAUGGUGUCGCUGCUUAUCAACGCCGGCCUGGAGGGGCAGAUGCAAGGCGUCUGUGAGGGCUGGAAAGCUCAUGCGCACGCGACCGCAGGUGCUUCGGCGGCGAAUGACGAGUACUGCAAGUCCGAGUACAUCAAGAUGGCCAUCUUUACCUCGUUGGUCAUGGGUCUCAUGCAGAUCGUAGCCAUGGUGCUGAGGAUGGGCUUCCUGGUGACCUUCCUGGGACAUCCAGUGACCAGUGGCUUCACCAGCGGCGCGGCCAUCAUUAUCGGCCUGUCCCAGGUGAAGUACAUGGUUGGGGUCCAUUUGCCCAAGUCGCAGUACGUGUACGUCACCGUGUAUGAGCUGGCUGCACAGAUCCAGGACACAAAGUUCAUGACCUUGCUCUUAGGUUCGGCGUGCCUGGUCUUCCUAUUCUGUGCCAAGGAAGUGUCCAGGCGAUAUCCCAGGCUCUCGCUGCUGGGGCCCUUGGCGCCUUUGCUCUGCUGCGCCGCCGGCACCAUUUUGCUGUGGCUUUGCACUCCUUUGCGCGAGACCUACGAGGUGAGCUACGUCGGGGAGAACGGCGGCAUCACGCCCGGCAUCUUCCCGGUGAGUUUGGACGCCUGGGACUUCUCCAACUUCUCCAAGGUGCUCCCGACGGCGCUUUCCUGCUGCCUCAUCGGGUACAUGGAGUCCAUUGCCAUCGGCAAGAACCUGGCGGCAAAGCACGGCUACGAGCUGGAGCCGGGCCAGGAAUUAUUGGCCCUGGGCCUUGCGAACGUGGUGGGAGCCCUGUUUUCCUCUUACCCCGUCACUGGCAGCUUUUCCCGCUCUGCCGUGAACAACGCCACGGGCGCCGUGACGCAGCUGUCGGGCCUCAUCACCGCUUUGGUGAUUGUGUGCACGCUCCUUUUUCUGACUCGCCUCUUCGACUACUUGCCCGACUUUGUGUUGGCCGCCAUCGUGAUCAGUUCUGUGGCGCCGCUGGUGGCGUACCGCGAGGCUGGCAAGCUUUGGCGGGUCAAGAAGCAGGACUUCUUCCUUUGGGUGGCGGCGUUUCUGGGCACGCUCUUUCUGGGAGUCCUGCAAGGCAUCGCGCUGGCAGUUGGUUUGUCCAUGUGCAUCGUCAUCUAUGAGUCGGUACGGCCGCAGAUCACGAUCCUUUGGCGGCUUCCGGGCACGACCAUCUACCGGAAUUUGAAGCAGGAGAGCAGCGGCGCCUUUGUGCCCAACGUCUUCAUCGCACGUAUCGGAAGCUCCAUAUACUUCGCCAAUGCCUUCUUCAUCAAGGACUGGCUCAGGGCGCGGAUCAGCGCGUUGGCGCAGAUCAACCGCACGGAGUACAUCGUGCUGGAGAUGACCGCGGUGGUGAGCGUGGACUCUACGGCGCUCCAUGUGCUGGAGGACCUGGUCUUAGACUUCCGCAGCAAGGGCGUGCAGAUCGCCUUCGCCAUGGUUGGGAACCGCUUGGACAGGACCUUCCGCAAGGCAGGCCUCGCCAAUUUCGUGGGCGAGCGGUGGUUUUUCCCCACGGUCCACGAUGCCGUGGUGGGCUGCCUUCGGCACCAGAAGGCUAAGCGGAAGCUGCUGGCUUCAACCAACCGGGAGCGUGCCAAUAGCGGGCCCACCUGCACGCUCACGCUCACAGACUGCGGCACCUCGGAGGCAAGCAUGGCGGAGGCGACGCUGGAGACCAUGUCGGACUUGGAGAACGGCAUGGAGCUGCCACUCUCUCGAAGCCAGGAGGACCUGCUGGCGAUCGAGGACAACCCUGUGCACAUCGGCAACGAGAUCGGUUCAAGCAAUGAUGUGCACCAUUCCUGCACCGUGAUUUUCAUCAACCUGCUGGAGGAUGUGCCCAUGAUCAUGGGCGACAUCACCGCCAUCUUCCAGCGCCGGGGGCUCACAGUUUGCCGCGCGAACAUCGAGGCCAUGGGCGAUGGCUUGAGCGGGAAGACCAGCCGUCCCCGCCGGGCGGCUCACGUGUACCACAUCCGGUCCCUGCACAGCGGCAAGCUCCAGGAAGACGAGCUGCGAGAGCUGAAGGCGGAGCUCAAGGAGCUGGUGCACCAACGGGUGCACUCGCCACGGCCCAUCUCUUGAGAUGGGCGAAUUCGCGAAUUCAAUCGCCCAAACAUGCGCGGAGCCGACGAAGUCUUUGGGUUAAAAUGGCCAGGCGAGAGUAGAUGAGCGCGUCGACUAAACGCGUGCUCCCGCACAGCCCGGCUGCGCGCGGGGCUUUCGCCUCUAAAGCUUGGGGCAGAGGAACUCCGCGAGAGUCGCGGUGGGUCGAGUGGGCAACGGUCUGUGUCGUCAUGGGCUGUUGAUUUGACCUUUUCUGGGUCCCCCA
This is a messenger RNA of Effrenium voratum, 2891 nucleotides long. The record is from the annotation of a GenBank genome assembly. NCBI's taxonomy places the organism in Eukaryota, Dinophyceae, Suessiales, Symbiodiniaceae.